Lolium rigidum is the source of this 321-nucleotide messenger RNA. RefSeq lists its product as uncharacterized. Bases 112 to 321 code for a protein of 69 amino acids. The record is from RefSeq and is a predicted model, not a curated record. The transcript has a single exon. Lineage: Eukaryota; Viridiplantae; Streptophyta; Magnoliopsida; Poales; Poaceae.
CACUGGUCCUACAACAAUCAUAGAGCAAGUGAGGGUGCUGCAGGAACCAGAGGGUGAGCCCAGCUGCAUCAGAGUUCAAAGAGGAGCUCGCUAGCCAAGAGACUAAGGGAGAUGUCGGACUGGGCUCCGGUGUUCAUCGGGCUGGUGCUCUUCAUCCUCCUCUCGCCGGGGCUGCUUUUCCAGAUCCCCGGCAAGGGAAGGAUUGUGGAGUUCGGCAACUUCCAGACCAGCGGCCUCUCCAUACUCGUCCACGCCGUCAUCUACUUCGCCCUCAUCGCCAUCCUCAUCCUCGCCGUCGGCGUCCACGUCUACCUCGGCUGA